Messenger RNA from Candidozyma auris, 948 nucleotides. RefSeq names its product trans-2-enoyl-CoA reductase (NADPH) TSC13. Gene Ontology annotation, molecular function: oxidoreductase activity, acting on the CH-CH group of donors. The coding region runs from base 1 to 948 and encodes 315 amino acids. Gene Ontology annotation, biological process: very long-chain fatty acid biosynthetic process. The transcript has a single exon. The record is from RefSeq and is a predicted model, not a curated record. Lineage: Eukaryota; Fungi; Ascomycota; Pichiomycetes; Serinales; Metschnikowiaceae.
AUGGCGUCAAUUGCAGUGAAUCCGAGAUCCAAGACGAUCAAGGGGUACUCCAGCUCGCUUGAUAGCUUGUUGGUGGCUCCUAUUAUAAAAAAGAUUGGCAAGGAUAACAAGUUGGAUACGAACAGAAUCAGACUCACAUAUAAGGAUGCUGCUGGCAAACAUGUUCCCUUGGAUCCAUCGAAGUCAUUGAUGGAUUAUUUCACUGGCGACCAAUUGACCAAAGUGGUUGAUCUUUACGCAAAAGACUUGGGGCCUCAGAUCGCCUGGAAAACUGUGUUUUUGUUGGAGUAUCUCGGUCCCAUCCUUCUUCAAGUCCUCGUCUACACUUACUUUGCUAUUGUCCGUCAGGUUCCCCAGACUCAGACUCAACAACUCGCUUUUAUCAUGGUGAACUUGCACUUCAUCAAGAGAGAGCUUGAGACCCUUUACGUUCACAAGUUCUCCAAUUCCACAAUGCCUUUAUUCAACUUGUUUAAGAACUCCAGCCACUAUUGGUUUUUGUCAGGCUUCAACUUGUCUUUCUUUGUCUACUCCAAGCCCGUUUCGUCAUUGUCCUCUUUAAACACAGUUGAGAAGUUUGCUUUCUACGUGAACGACUUUUCUCCAGUGGUGAACUUCUCCAUCUUUGGCUUGUGGGCUUUUGCCGAGUUAUCAAAUUUGAAAACUCACCUUACCUUGGCUAAUCUCAGAAAGAACGAUAGUAAAGCCUAUGUCAUCCCAUAUGGAUACGGUUUCGACUUGGUCUCUUGUCCAAACUACUUCUUCGAGUCUCUUUCAUGGAUAUUUUACUCACUUCUCGUGGGAAACUGGUCUGCAUGGCUCUUCAUGGCCGUUGGUUCCGGUCAAAUGUACAUUUGGGCUGUUCAAAAGCACAAGAGGUACCUAAAGACGUUUGGAGACGACUACAAGAAGUUGAGAAGGACCGCCAUGUUCCCAUUCUUAGCUUAG